AUGUCCUGGGCCUCCCUCCUCCUGGGACUUGCCUCCCUCACCACCGCCGCCUCCCUCCAGCAAGUAACAACCGAGUUUGGUCCCAACCCAACCAACGUCGGCUUCUACAUCUACGUCCCCGACACCCUCGUCUCCAAGCCCGCCAUCCUCGUCAACCCGCACUGGUGCCAUGGCACCGCGCAAGCCGCCUACGCGGGCUCUCUGUACGCCGCCACCUGGGCCAACACACACGCAUGGGAAGGCUUGACGCACGAUGGGGGCGGUGAUUCCCUGGGUAUCGUUAGCAUGGUCCGCUGGACUAUCAAGAAGUAUAACGCUGAUGCGUCCCGGGUUUUUGUCACGGGCGUGUCGAGCGGCGGGAUGAUGACGAAUCUGUUGGUGGGGGCGUAUCCGGAUGUGUUUGCUGCUGGAAGCGCCUUUGCUGGUGUGCCGUUUGAGUGCUAUGCUUAUCCGGGGAAUAACUCGGGGAAGGCCAUUGUCGAGGCGGCGUAUCCGGGUUACAACGGGUGGAGGCCCAAGUUCCAGACGUUCUAUGGGCCGGUAGACGAGACGGUGGAUUAUGUCAACUUUGGGGAGCAGAUGAAGCAGUGGACUUCUGUGUUGGGGCUGAGUGAGAUGCCGACGAAAGCCACGGCCAAUACUCCCGUCAAUGGGUGGACAAAGUACGACUAUAGGACGGAGAGGAGGUUUGAGGCUUUCAGUGCGGCUGGUCACCAGCACGGUCGGAGUGACGAGCUCGGUGAAAACCAUUCUUACUACCACCAAGAUCACGUCAACCACAAAGGCGGCCGUGACGACGACGGCUGCGGCAGGUGGGCAGACUUUGUGGGGGCAGUGUGGCGGUAA
Neurospora tetraspora is the source of this 846-nucleotide messenger RNA. RefSeq names its product Alpha/Beta hydrolase protein. Gene Ontology annotation, cellular component: extracellular region. Gene Ontology annotation, molecular function: hydrolase activity. The record is from RefSeq and is a predicted model, not a curated record. NCBI's taxonomy places the organism in Eukaryota, Fungi, Ascomycota, Sordariomycetes, Sordariales, Sordariaceae. The transcript is spliced from 6 exons. Bases 1 to 846 code for a protein of 281 amino acids.